Molecule: messenger RNA, 1140 nt
Organism: Saccoglossus kowalevskii
Lineage: Eukaryota; Metazoa; Hemichordata; Enteropneusta; Harrimaniidae
Cellular component (GO): Golgi apparatus
Molecular function (GO): glycosyltransferase activity
Source: RefSeq, a predicted model, not a curated record
AUGGCCAAAUUACGGCUUCGCCAGACUGUUAAAGGGGUCAUCAUGUUUAUUGCGUUCUACGGAUUUAUUGUGACUAGUUUCAUGUUGUUAACGAAACUAGGUUACGAAAUAGUGCCGAUCCGUGAAAUGGACGGGGUAGGUAACGUGGGUAGCCUACAAGAUCGGAUUAACAUCAUAACUGCUACAGAUAGCGGACAUAUCAAAGGAGCACCUGCUUUAAUCAACUCAAUUCUGAAAACCUCGAAAAGCCCUGACGAUAUCAUGAUACAUAUAGUAAUGUGUGAUGCACCAGAAAUUGUUAUGAAGCAGUAUCUGGGUUGCUAUGGUAUCAAAGUGGACGAAAAACAAAUCAAAAUAGUUCGUUUCGACGAGACGUAUAUCGAUCCGGAAAUGGCAAAAAUUUGGGAUGAUUCAUUUUUUACAAAUCGUCUCAGAAGCACUUGUAACUAUGCCCGGAACUAUUUUUACAGACUCUUCCCGGACGUGAACAGAGCUAUUUACUUGGACAUUGACGCAGUUGUGAACAGGCCCAUAGAGGAAUUGUGGUCGGAAGCAAUGAGGAAGCCGGCUCCUCUUCUAGCAGUUAAAAACCAACUAGAUUACAACAGAGAUCAUUUCCAAGUGGAUAAAGUGACUGACAUGUUCCAAAGCAGAUAUGGGCGAAUGUUCAACUCUUCGGCUUCACUCUUCAAUGGCGGAGUGUUCGUCCUUGAUUUAGAGUUUUAUAGAAAAUAUAAUCUUAUUGACGACGUCGAAUUCUGGCUUAAAGAGAACGACAUGUCGGACCCACCACUUUACCGUUAUGAAAGUCAAUCAAUUAUGCAAAUAAUCUAUCAUGGUCUGUGGCAAACUAUGGACGAAAAAUGGAACGUGAAGGCUGUGGGGCUACGAAAACCUAUCGAUGAAGACAUCGCAAAAACAGCAGGGGUAUUGCACUGGGUUGGAACACACAAGCCUUGGCUAGAAGACGGCGCAAACAGAGCCUACUGGGAAAGAUAUUUGCCAUUAGAAUGUUCAAUGAAAGGACGGUGCAUAGAAACGUUUCGCGAGGACAAAGCUUGGAAGUGUGCCUGUGAAAAUGGAAGAACUGGGACACAAUGUCAAUACAAAAUUGGUAUUAGACCACAAACAAAAUCGUGA